CAACCAGAAUCACCUCGCAAGCAUAUCAUGRUUUCAGAAGCCUGUCAUGCGAUCCCUGGYAGUCUCUAUGUUUGUUCUACUGUUUUCUUACAAAUAUAUAUAGAAAAUGUUGUGCUUUUUUUCCCCAGAUGUGCAGUUGCAUUUAGUUGGCGCAGAGCAAUGACAAGAAACAAUUUGGUUUCGCGGAGCCUCCUUUUCUGUCUUGUCUUCUUCAGUGAUGUUCCUGACGCUGCAAAUUCAAGAAAAUGGAAGCUUGAAAGUGAUUUGAGUACUCAUGAAAUGGGAAAUGGCCUUGUAGAAGAUACGAAGGUCAAAAGAGAGGUUCGCCUUUUAGAGCUCAUGGUUGGUGGUUAUGGGGGAAUAUCAGCUGGUGGUGGUGGCUCUGGCGCUGGGCCUGUGGG
Molecule: messenger RNA, 401 nt
Organism: Momordica charantia (bitter melon)
Lineage: Eukaryota; Viridiplantae; Streptophyta; Magnoliopsida; Cucurbitales; Cucurbitaceae
Source: RefSeq, a predicted model, not a curated record